Messenger RNA from Coprinopsis cinerea okayama7#130, 720 nucleotides. RefSeq lists its product as hypothetical. The record is from RefSeq and is a predicted model, not a curated record. NCBI's taxonomy places the organism in Eukaryota, Fungi, Basidiomycota, Agaricomycetes, Agaricales, Psathyrellaceae. The transcript has 4 exons. Gene Ontology annotation, cellular component: negative cofactor 2 complex; nucleus. Bases 25 to 630 code for a protein of 201 amino acids. Gene Ontology annotation, biological process: transcription by RNA polymerase II; negative regulation of transcription by RNA polymerase II; positive regulation of transcription by RNA polymerase II. Gene Ontology annotation, molecular function: RNA polymerase II general transcription initiation factor activity; protein heterodimerization activity; transcription coactivator activity.
CACGGCCCCAAGGCGUCCUCCACGAUGAAAAACAAGAACAAGGCGACCAAAUUCCCAGUCGCGCGGAUAAAGAAGAUUAUGCAAAAGGAUGAAGAGGUUGGCAAAGUCGCUCAAGCUACUCCAAUCGUAAUAUCCAAAGCACUUGAACUGUUCCUCAACCUCAUCAUCGAAGAGUCGCACAAAGUAACAGCAGAACGCGGGUCAAAGAAAGUCGAAGCAUAUCAUUUGAAACAUGCAGUCGAAACAACCGAAAUGCUCGAUUUCCUGAAAGAAAUCGUCGAAGCUGUUCCCGAUCCCUCCGCCGGCGGCACCAUCGACCUCGAAGCCGAAAACAACGAAGCAAAGAAACGUCGCGGCAAAGGCAAACGCGCCACUGCUGCUGCUUCCGCGGGCGAAGGCGGCACUGCUCCAACAAAGAAACGACGACGAAAGAAAGUCGAUCCUGAUGAGGAGGAAGAGGCGGCGGAGCGCGCUGUGGCUGCCGAACGGACUGAUGCUGAGCAUACCGAGGGGCACGAAGAGGAUCAGGAUGCGGAGAUGAAUGAGUAUGACGACGAUGACGAUGGUCACCGGUCGGGGAACCAGGGAAGGUCGUCGGAGAGCGAUGAACCCUACAUGCCUCCAAGAUGAAUGAACACCCCUGGAACGAUCAGUUAAUACCGACAUAUGGUUGUAUGUAUAUUAUUGCCCCUGCUUAAUGGUUUUUUGGUGUUGUGUCAA